UGCAAUCCUGCCUAGGUGCAUGGCUGGGGACCUGGGGCCUUGAGAAAGUACUAUGGAUGGGCUACAUUGUUCGGCCAGCAGAAGCUCUGAGGGGUGAAUGGCUGGUGGAAGUCACAUGGCUUUGGACAUCCGCAUAGCGGGGAGAUACAGGCUUGGGCGAAAGAUAGGCAGUGGUAGCUUUGGAGACAUAUAUCUUGGCACUCACAUUCAAACAGGAGAGGAAGUCGGCAUCAAGUUGGAAUCAGUGAAGACCAAGCACCCGCAAUUGCUCUACGAAUCAAAGCUCUACAAGAUCCUACAAGGAGGAACUGGCAUCCCAAAUGUGCGGUGGUACGGUGUGGAAGGCGACUACAAUGUCAUGGUGCUGGACCUUCUCGGGCCGAGCCUGGAGGACCUGUUCAACUUUUGCAAUCGGAAGUUUAGCCUGAAGACAGUCCUCAUGCUCGCAGACCAGUUGAUAUCCCGUAUCGAGUACGUGCACACGAAGAGCUUCAUCCACCGGGAUAUCAAGCCUGACAACUUCCUGAUGGGCUUGGGCAAGCGGGCGAACCAGGUCAACAUCAUCGACUUCGGGCUGGCAAAGAAAUACCGCGACCCCAAGACCCACAUCCACAUUCCAUACAGGGAGAACAAGAACUUGACCGGCACGGCCCGAUACGCAUCCAUCAACACGCACCUGGGCAUCGAGCAGUCGCGGAGGGACGACAUCGAGUCUCUUGGAUACGUGCUGAUGUACUUCCUGCGUGGAUCUGUGCCUUGGCAGGGGCUGAAGGCGCUCACAAAGAAGCAAAAGUACGAGAAGAUCAGCGAGAAGAAGAUGGCCACGCCCAUUGAGGUGCUAUGCAAGGGCUUCCCCAUGGAGUUCACGACCUACUUCCAGUACUGCCGCAGCUUGCGGUUUGAUGACAAGCCAGACUACUCCUACCUGCGCAAGCUCUUCAGGGACCUCUUUGCGCGAGAUGGCUACCAGUGGGACUACGUGUUUGACUGGACCAUCCUGAAGUACCAGCAGUCGCAGCCGCGGCAGCUGCCG
Coccomyxa subellipsoidea C-169 is the source of this 1033-nucleotide messenger RNA. RefSeq names its product ser/thr kinase. The transcript is spliced from 7 exons. The record is from RefSeq and is a predicted model, not a curated record. The annotation marks the transcript as partial. NCBI's taxonomy places the organism in Eukaryota, Viridiplantae, Chlorophyta, Trebouxiophyceae, Coccomyxaceae. Gene Ontology annotation, molecular function: protein serine/threonine kinase activity; ATP binding. Gene Ontology annotation, biological process: signal transduction; peptidyl-serine phosphorylation; endocytosis. Gene Ontology annotation, cellular component: cytoplasm; nucleus.